Molecule: messenger RNA, 1727 nt
Organism: Cicer arietinum (chickpea)
Lineage: Eukaryota; Viridiplantae; Streptophyta; Magnoliopsida; Fabales; Fabaceae
Product: UPF0481 protein At3g47200
Source: RefSeq, a predicted model, not a curated record
UUCUCGCCAGAUUCCAUCUUCGUAGUUCCUAUUCGUGUUGACAAUUUCCCUGAAGAAAAGAUGCAAAGACUCAAAUAAGUUGGCAUGUUUAAACGAAAAGACUUGUAAUAAGAACAAUCAUGAACCACGACAAGUUAAUGAACGAAAUCAACACGAUGCUCCUCAGAGCUGAGCCACCAGUAACCAUCGACUGUUGCAUCUACAAAGUACCCUUUGUUAUCCGCACCCUCAACGAACAAGCCUACACCCCCAAAGUCAUUUCUAUUGGCCCCUUUCACCACAACCACCACCCCCACCUCCAAAACAUGCAACGUCACAAACUCAUUUACUUCAAAUCAUUUCUCCAACGCGCCCAAAUUGACUUAAACACCCUCGUUCACUACAUACAAUCUCUCCAACCUAGUUUCAUUCGUUCUUAUUCCCAAACCCUACCUUUCACCAAUGAUGAACUUGUUAAAUUAAUCUUAAUCGAUUCAGGUUUUAUUAUCGAACUUUUUUGGAGAUCCUUUUAUGAUGAUUGGUCUCAAGAUGAUGCUUUUCUUUUAAAACCUUGGUUAGCUUCUAAUAUUAGAUUAGAUUUGUUGUUACUUGAAAAUCAGCUUCCUUUUUUUGUUCUUGAAAAUAUCUUCAAUCUUUCAAAUGUUAGUGCUAAUAUUAAUAAUAAUAAUAAGAUCCCUACUUUUAUUGAACUUACUUUUGAUUAUUUUGCAUAUUACAAUAACUCAAAUUUAGCUUCUCAUAAUAAUAUUACUAUUAGGCAUUUCACUGAUCUUAUUAGGAUUUUUCACUUGCAACAUCCUGUGGAAAGACGGCCGCGAAGGAUCGAUGAACCCAUGAAACAUCUUUCCAGUGUAACUGAGUUGCUAGAUGCAGGUGUUAGGUUUAAAGUGGAUACUAAAAGGGAGUGUUUACUUGGAUUGAGGUUUUCAGGAAAGGUUUUUGAAAUUCCUCAAUUGAAAGUUGAGGAUUGGACCGAAAUUUUGUUUCGGAAUAUGGUUGCUUUGGAGCAGUGUCAUUACCCUUAUGAGUCUUAUAUUACUGAUUAUGUUGCUGUUUUAAAUUUCCUUAUUAACACUAGUAGGGAUGUUGAUAUACUUGUUCAGAAGAGAAUACUUGUUAAUUGGCUUGGUGACAGUGAUUCUGUGGCUAAUUUGUUUAAUAGCCUUUGGAAAAAUGUUACACAUUUGAAUUUCAGUGAACAUUACUCUAUUAUGUGUGAAGACUUGAAUGGUUUUUGUAGAGAUCCUUGGCAUAAAUUGAAGGCUACUCUUAGGCGUGAUUAUUGCAAUAGUCCUUGGCAAACUGCUGCUUCUGUUGCUGGAAUUCUACUACUUGUUCUCUCUUUACUUCAAUCAGUUUGUUCUGUCUUGCAAGUUGUACAGCAAUAUAAUGACUCCUCAGAUACUUAAGAUAUUCUGUUAAAAAACAAAAACAGGGUGUGGAGGUGUAGUUGGCAAAAUGUAGGGGUGGAAUUAGCUACUCCCAACUAUUGUGUUUAUUUUAUGUUAAAGAAAUGGGAUUACAAGCCCAAAACAAAGGAAGAAAUACACACGGUCAUCAUAGAAGAAAAGCAUUGUGGGUUGACUUGGUCCAGAAAAAGAAUUUGUGGGUUGAUAACUAUUAAUUCCUCAUAUUUAGCCUAUUAAACUUCUGUAGUGCUAGAUUGAUUGAUCUGAACCCUGUAUUAGACAAAAAGGCCUAAACUGGGUUUGUUUAUAUUUUUUCAA